GUAACUUUUGUAAACAAAGUGGUUUGCCAUUUGUUUGCCAUGUCUGGUGAAGAGAAAACUCCCGCUGCAGCCGCGACGCCGCAAUGCCAGUUCUUCGUGCAGCGCAAAAAGCGGCUGUGCCGCAUGACCGUGAAGCCGGGGCGCCAGUACUGCGGCGAACACCAACCGCAGCCGAACGCUGGAGCUGACCAGACGGACAAGAGAAUACCCUGUCCAAAUGAUCCUAAGCACACCUGCUACGCCAGCAAGCUGCUGAAGCACCUGGCGAUCUGCAACGCGCGGCGCACGGAGCAGCCCCCCUACAUCGUGCACAACAUUAAUGCUCCGGAGGCAGUGGACACCUGUCCCAGGCUGCCCCUCAGCUCCUACCCUAAGGAUGCACUUGCUAAUGUCAUUGAUAAAGUCAACCAUUUGUAUGCUAAGCAUGUGGAAGGCCACAUCACAGCGCAGCCCUCGCAGCCGAUCCACCGAGCAGUACUCCCCGAGUUCUGCGAGGAGGAUCGCGCGGAGAGCUCCCGGCGCCACCUGCGGCAGGUCUCCGCGCUGCUCUGGGCCGCCGAGCGCGCCGGCCUGGCAACGUCGCGGGCUUGCUAUGUGGAGCUAGGAGCCGGCAAGGGCCAGCUGUGCUACUACGCGGCACACGCAUGGUGCGCAGACACCGGGAGCCGGGUACUUGCCGUGGACCGCGCCCCGCUGCGGCACAAGCGAGACAACAAACUUCGUUCUGCUCCUCCCACACAUACAGCUCCGAGUGAUAAUGCUACGGAAAAUAGAGUCAGUAAUCUUGAUCUCCAAGAUCAGAAAGGCAAUGUCGGUCAUGAGGACAAUCAACUCAGUGAAAUUGAUAGAAUAGAUGCUAAAAAGUUAAGUACACCCAACAAGAUAUUGAAGAGUGAUAAUAUAUCAAGUACAGUAUCUACUGAACAUUCAACUAACUCAAAAGACAAUGGUAAUGGAGAACCACUUAAUAAAAUAAUUAAUAGCGAAAAAAUAUCAACAAAAAGUGAAUAUUCUAAUGUAAUAGGUAACUCAAAAGAUGGGGAGGAUGGAAUAUCAACUACAGAAUCUAAUGAUCAUAAUACAGCUAACUCAAACGAUGGGAAUGGAGAGACAGAUAAAAGUAAGGAGAGUGAAGUGGGUGUGCGGAUCCGUGCGGAUUUGGCUCACUUGGCGUUGCAGGCGGUGCCGGUCGUUAUGGAGUGUGAGGCCGUCGUGGGGUUGGCGAAGCAUCUUUGUGGGGUUGCCACGGAUUAUGCAUUGCGCUGCAUAGCGGCACCGGGCGUGGUGUCCAAGACCAGAGGUCUGGUGCUGGCGACGUGUUGCCACCACCGCAUCGAGCAAGCGCUCUAUGUAGCCAACGAACCACUAAAGGAACUAGGCAUAAACGCCGAAGAAUUCAACAUAAUGCUCGGCAUUGUGUCUUGGGCGACCUGCGGCGACGGACGCAGCCGCGAGCGCCGUCUCCUAGACCCUCCUCAGGAGGGCCAGGAGACGCAGAGACAAGGGGAAGCUGGGAGGAGACAUGAGGAGCGGGAAGAGAUAGGCAGGCGCGCUAAAGCGCUGUUCGAUUGGGGUCGUGUGGUGUGGCUGCGGGCGAGGGGGUUCGAUGCCCGGCUGUGUUACUACGUGCCGAGGGACGUCUCGCUCGAGAAUGUAGCCAUCGUGGCCGUCAAACGGUGACGAGCGCAAGUUCUC
Messenger RNA from Cydia splendana, 1695 nucleotides. RefSeq names its product tRNA:m(4)X modification enzyme TRM13 homolog. The transcript is spliced from 7 exons. Bases 40 to 1680 code for a protein of 546 amino acids. Gene Ontology annotation, biological process: tRNA methylation. Lineage: Eukaryota; Metazoa; Arthropoda; Insecta; Lepidoptera; Tortricidae. The record is from RefSeq and is a predicted model, not a curated record.